Messenger RNA from Cimex lectularius (bed bug), 656 nucleotides. RefSeq names its product probable 28S ribosomal protein S23, mitochondrial (gene mRpS23). NCBI's taxonomy places the organism in Eukaryota, Metazoa, Arthropoda, Insecta, Hemiptera, Cimicidae. Gene Ontology annotation, biological process: translation. The record is from RefSeq and is a predicted model, not a curated record. Bases 21 to 611 code for a protein of 196 amino acids. Gene Ontology annotation, molecular function: structural constituent of ribosome. Gene Ontology annotation, cellular component: mitochondrion; ribosome. The transcript has 3 exons.
AUUAAUUUUCCAGUCAACACAUGUGCGAUCGGUUCGACCGGAACCCGCUUUCGCUUUGUAACCUUCGUCUUUGUAGUCUUCGUCGGUCUCCUAAUUUGAACAAUAAAACUACGACAAAAGCUAAAAGUUCAAUGGCUCAUAGCCGGCUAGAAAGAAUCGGCACGAUUUAUACAAGAAUAACUGGUUUAAUAAAAUCAGGUGCAAUGAAAUUAGAAGAUAGGCCAAUCUGGUACGAAGUAUACGAGGCCUUUCCUCCAGAAACUCCUCCUUUAUACAGUCAGAAAGUUUCUGACAAGCCCAUAAGGGAUAUAUUUUACCCCGAGGAUAAAAUCAGAGCUUUAUUUCACAAGAAAUUAUCCAAUUUCCAGAUGGGAAGGCUAGAUGAUGAAAGUCAUCAGACAUUGUCUCAAAAGUGUGUAUCUUCCAGCUUGGCCCUUUCUAAAGAAAACGGCAUUUCUCUUGAAGAAGCAUUUGAAACAGCCUUCGCCAAAUUACAGGACGAACUUGCCAAGAAUAAAACUGUCAAUGUGGAAACUCAGGCUUCAUCAAGCACACCGACAGAAAAGUUGGGAAAAAGCGUAGAUUUAAAAGAUAUUUUUAAAGAAGAUUGAAAUUUCAUUUAGUUUUUGUUUUAUAUUGUAAAUAUUGUAGUCAUU